AUGAUGACAAAUUCUCAUACACCGUCAUCAUCAAUGUAUCUAUUUGGUAUAGAUUUAUCUAAACACAGUCGCCUAGCACAAUUUUUAUUAACAUCAACAGCCGUACUAGUUUUUCAUGUUGCUCAAGGCUAUAUACAAGAAUUGAUUUUACAAUUAAAACCAUUACGAACUUAUCCAAAUUAUUUUACACUUGUUCAAUUUAUAUGUUUUACAGUUUUAGCGUAUACAGAACGGAGUUUAUUUGGGCAAUCAUUAAAAAGGCGAAAAGCACCGUUACAUACUUAUGCAUUGAUUGCACUAUUUACAAUUGGUACGAUGGCUUUAAGUAAUGCAGCUGUGAUGCGUCUCAAUUAUCCUACACAUAUGAUGUUUAAAAGUUGUAAAUUGAUACCGGUUAUGAUUGGUAGUAUGCUUAUUUUAGGAAAACGUUAUUCUCUUUAUGAUAUCCUUGCUUGUUUAUGUAUGACUAUUGGACUUAUUUUUUUUACAUUGGCUGAUUCAAAAGUUCAACCUGAAUUUGAUUUAUUAGGUGUAUGGCUUGUAUGUUGUGCUUUAGUUGCUGAUGCAGUUAUCGGCAAUGUACAAGAAAAAGCAUUGAAAGAAUAUAAACCAAGUAAUUCAGAAAUGAUACUUUUUUCAUAUUCAAUUGGUGCGAUUUAUUUACUUUUAUUUGAGUUAACAUUUGGUUCAUUGAAAGAAGCAUUUUGGUUAUGGUGGGCAUAUCCGAUCAAAUCUUAUGUUUUUACUAUGAUUUAUUCAUUUGCUGGUUAUCUUGGUGUUAAUUGUGUGCUUAAUCUAGUCCGGCAUUUUGGUGCAUUGAUAGCUGUGACCGUGACAACAUUUCGCAAAGCAAUUACUGUCAUUCUCUCAUUCAUUGCAUUCACAAAACCAUUUACUUUCCAAUAUUUAUGGUCUGGUGCGAUUGUAGCAUUUGGAAUUUAUUUAAAUGCAUAUGGUCAAAAUCAAAAAUCAAUUGAUAAUUAUACGCGUUCAAUAUAUGAUCGUUUACUGAUGAAAUGUCGAAGAAAAAAUCAGAUCCAUCGAUAUCCACAAGAACUAGUUUAA
This is a messenger RNA of Adineta steineri, 1065 nucleotides long. The record is from the annotation of a GenBank genome assembly. NCBI's taxonomy places the organism in Eukaryota, Metazoa, Rotifera, Eurotatoria, Adinetida, Adinetidae.